Messenger RNA from Paramecium sonneborni, 2635 nucleotides. NCBI's taxonomy places the organism in Eukaryota, Ciliophora, Oligohymenophorea, Peniculida, Parameciidae. The record is from the annotation of a GenBank genome assembly.
AUGAAACAGACAAGAGUUCAAUCAGCGGCUACAAAUUCCCGUCUUCGAGAUAAUCAUUAUGAUCCAAAAGUGCAUGCUAAAGCUUGGAUAGCUCCAGGUAUAUGUUGAAAUAUAAAUCAGGGAUAUUUAAUUAGCUGCCAAAAUAUGAACAUUUAGAUUCAGGACUAGUUGUUAUUCAUUAGAAGAAUAAUAAGAUGAAAAAGUUUAAAGAAUUAUCAGAAUUAAAUUAGGAGAUUUAAUUGAUGUAAGAGAAAGGUGAAUUUAGAAAGUUUAAAGAAUUUGAGAAUCUUUAUAAUGGAGAUUUAGUAGUUACAAUUGAAUAUUGGUAUUGAUAUAAAUUAGAAUGAAUAGUACAAAUUGUAGUUAACAUGCAGGAUCAACUAGACAUGAUGAAGAGAAAUAUUACACAUUUGCCACUAAUUUAAAAUAGGAAUUAAUUCAAUAAUAUCCAACUGCAAAAGUUUAUUUAAAACCAUUAAUAUAUGAUCCACAUGAUUAUUCAAUAGAUACUUUAUAUAUAUAAAGAAGAAUUGGAGCAUUUGAAGUUUAAGUUUGUUCUAAAAAUAGAGAUUAAGUUAAAAAAGGAUUAGUUUUUUCUAAAUUAACUACUAAGAUGUGGCCUAAUUAUGCAGAAGUAAUUGAAAGAAUAAGUGAUUAUUUAAAUACUGCUCCAUUAGAAAUUUAUGUUAGUUUUGGUGAAAAUAUAAUUGGGAAUCUCAAUAAUAUUGAAGUAACCUUAACACCUCAUAGAUAAGAUAGACCAUAAUCAAGUGUAUCUAGAAUAUCUUAAUAAACUAAAAGAACUAAUAGAACUAAUAACAAAGAAAGAAAAAUAAUUGUUAAAACUAAUAAUUAAGGAUAUAUUAAAUUAACAGAUGUACCUGUUGAUGUUUAUGCUGUUGAAGUAUAAGAAUCGAAUGAUUAUUUAAAUGAAUAAUUACUUUUAAAUAUGGUUGAAAUGGCUGAAUAAAGUAAUGAUACUAUUCAAGUUGUUAUCAAAUUACGAAAAUAAACUCAUUCAUAUUUAGACAUUAAAAUAUUUAAUUAAUAAGGAUCCAUCAUUAAUGAAGCCAAAAUUACUAUUAAUAAUCUUCAAACUUAAGAAAGUAUGUUAUCUAGAGAAAUUGAACCUGGUAGAUAUGAAGCCAUCUUAGAACCUGGUACAUAUUCUCUUAUUGUAUCUAAAAGAGGAUAUAAAGAAUUAAUUUAAAAUAUUGAUGCUGUUCAAGGUGUUAAUGAAUUUAAAUUAAUUUUGGAAUCAGAUCCAAAUGAUAUAUAAUCUAUUAAACCACCUUAAUCAGCUAAAUAAUUAUAACCCCUAUAAAAACCAAGUAGUGCAAGACCUACUAGUGCUUAAAGAUCAUAAUAAGGUUCUAAUACUAAUCAAUCAUUAUAAUAAAUUAAUAAAUCAUAAUCUUAAUAAUAAUAAUAAUUAUAAUAAUUACCUCCUAAACCUAAAUCAUAAUCAUAAUCUAUGCAAUCAUAAUUUGAAUAACCUGAAUAUAUGGAACCUACUAAAUAAGAAGCUGUCUCUAAUCCUAAUAGACCAAUCUCAGGAUAUAAAUCUACUUAAGUAUUCAUUUAUGAUCCAUAUACCAAUUUACCUAUUGAAGGUGUUUAAGUUAUAUUAAAUGAAGAAUCCACCAAAUAAGCAUAAACUUAUGUAACUGAUCAAGAAGGAACUUGUAGAAUCAUCUUAUAAGGAGUCUUAGAAGGGAAAAUGGUCAUUUAAACGUAUCUAUAUUUUUUCUAUUUAUUUUAGUGAAGGAUACUUUCCAAUUGUUGAAGAAUAUGGUACCACCUAGUCUAAAAUGAAUUUGUAUCAACUUAGAGAAUUAUCAUUCCCUUUGAUUCAACAUUUAGAUGAUAAUAAUUCAGUUAUGAUUCUUAUUUAAACCAAUGUUGAAGUUAUGCCCAUAGAUAUUAAACUUAUACUACCAGAUGGUGUAUCAAUUGAUUAAAGUCAUUAAAAUGUUUUAUAUGAUUUAAAUGAUGAAUCUGGAUGUUAAAGGAUUAUUAUUCAUGAUCUAAAUACUAAAAAAGGUGUAUAUAGAAUUAUAGCUGAUAUAAUUGAACCUGAUUAUGUUCAUCCUCAACAUUUAAAAGUUUACAUCAUUACUAAUAAAGAAUUAAAAUUAGUUGAUGUCCCUAAAACUAUUAAUUAAGAAUAAAUAUUUUGGGAUAUUGGAGUUAUAUGUGGUAAUUCAUUUAUAUAUCAUUAGCCCCUAAUUCUGCAUUUCUAGAAAUCAAUACUCCAACAGAUGAAAUAUUAAAAAGAGAUAAAUAUCUUAAAGAUUAUUAAAGUUUAUUAUAGUUCUUAAAGAAUUCUAAGAAUAUGGAUUUAAAAACAAUUUUAGGAUUUAAUGAUAAAGAAAGACUUGAAUUAUAAGGUGAUGUUUUUGUCUAAAAAGAUAAAAUUAAAAAUACUCUUGAUAAAUAUGGAUUUGAAGCUAUUACUAAUCUCGAUUAUUUAAUAUACUCAGCUAUGAUGUCUAAUGGAUUGUAUAGUUUCAAAAAACUUGAAUAAAAAUUUGGAAAUCUAGAUUUUGAAUUCAUAUUUGAUGAUGAGAAUUCAACUAGUAAAUAAAAGGAAAUGAGUGAAGAUGAACCUUAUGAUGAUGAUUAUGAUAUAUGA